Messenger RNA from Phyllopteryx taeniolatus (common seadragon), 5009 nucleotides. It is a transcript of the gene mmp25b, whose product is annotated as matrix metallopeptidase 25b. Bases 232 to 2727 code for a protein of 831 amino acids. Gene Ontology annotation, biological process: collagen catabolic process; proteolysis; extracellular matrix organization. Gene Ontology annotation, molecular function: DNA binding; DNA-binding transcription factor activity, RNA polymerase II-specific; metalloendopeptidase activity. Gene Ontology annotation, cellular component: extracellular matrix. The transcript is spliced from 19 exons. Lineage: Eukaryota; Metazoa; Chordata; Actinopteri; Syngnathiformes; Syngnathidae. The record is from RefSeq and is a predicted model, not a curated record.
CCCCCGAAAUGAGACAAAGUAUUGUCAACAAAGCUGGAGAACAAGGGACGAGGGGGGAACAGGGGAAUCGAGGUACACGGGACCCCCGGCGUCGACAGACCUUGACCCUCUGAGGACGAGUCGGAGGAUCGAAGGACAGCGCGAGGAGCCCAAAGUGACAGUAAACAGUGGCGAGCACGCACACAGCACGACUGCUGCCUUGGUCUUCAUGGUGGUUGGGACACUUGUAGUAUGUAUGAGAAGUUAACAAUGCUGAACCUGCAGAGUGGCUCUAACUGGAGCGGGCCUAACAACUGGUACCAUGACCCCACUGGAGUACAGACUCAACACAGCACAGUGUCCGAGGGCUGCCUGCUGGACACGGAGGGCGGCAUGGGAGGCGAUGCGGUAGUCGGAGGCGGCGGCGGCGGAGGAAGAGGAGCAGGAGGCGCAGGCCGAGGGGGAGGUGUGCCCGUGGAUAGGGACGAGGGCGAGGAGUCUCAGCUGAGGCUGCAGCUCAAGAGGAAGCUGCAGAGGAACCGCACGAGCUUCACGCAAGAGCAGAUUGAGGCGCUGGAGAAAGAGUUUGAAAGGACACAUUACCCUGACGUCUUCGCGAGGGAAAGACUGGCCAAUAAGAUUGAUUUACCUGAGGCCAGGAUACAGGUGUGGUUCUCCAACCGAAGAGCUAAGUGGAGGCGGGAGGAGAAGCUGCGCAACCAAAGGAGGUCAGGAGGGGUGACUUCCUGUUCACAGAGCCAAGCCCCCCUGACCACUUCCUUUAAUACGUCUGUCUACCAUCAACAACACGGCAGCAGUUCGGGGUCCAUGUUGAGUCAAGCUGAGUCGUCGCUGCCCAGCUACAGCUCGCUGUCGGUCUUCUCAUCUGGAGUCCAGUCCAUCCCUCCGCAGUCGGCCUCCUCGUACUCUUGCAUGUUGCCUCCAUCUCCAUCUGCCCCGCGCAGCUUUGACUCAUCAGCAUACUCCUCCCCUCACCUGCAGACUGCGCCCUCGGCCAACUCCAACACCGCGAACGGCAUGUCGAUCAUUGUACUGAUGUGGAUGGUGUUGAUUCUGCCUGCGUGCACAUCAGCUGUGCCUGAGCAAUACAGCAGAGCGGUGGAUUGGUUGAGCAGGUACGGCUACCUUCCUCCGCCCGACCCGCGGACGAGUAAGCUGCAGACCAAGGAGGGCAUCGAGAAGGCCAUACGUGUUAUGCAGCGAUUUGGCGGCGUGCGGGAAACCGGCGUGCUCGAUGGUGAAACACUUAAGCUCAUGACGACGCCGCGAUGCUCGCUUCCCGAUAUUGUCGGUAGCGAGGACAUGUUGAAGAAGAGGAGGAGGAGAAGACGAUAUGCUCUGUCAGGACUUAAGUGGCACAAGAGCGAUCUCACAUGGAGCGUCCACAGCUACCCGUCGCCCUCCCUCUCACCCGGCCUGCCAUCCAUCGUGGUGGACAGCAUCCUGACGCACGCCUUCAAAGCCUGGAGCGACGCGGCUCCUUUGAAUUUCCGCCAGCUGCCGAGAGGCGACGGCGACAUCAGAGUGUCCUUCAACAGCUUGCUACACGACGACGGGUACCCCUUUGACGGGCAGGGUGGCACCCUAGCCCACGCCUUCUUCCCCGGCAGGGACGACGUAUCAGGAGACACGCACUUUGACGACCAUGAGAGGUGGAGCUAUGGAGCGGAGAGCGGCAGCACCACCGACUUGUUCACGGUGGCAGUGCACGAGUUUGGCCACGCUCUGGGCCUGUCGCAUUCCUCCUCCGACCCCUCCAUUAUGAGGCCGUAUUACCAGGGUCCCGUGGGAGACAUCCCCCACUACCAGCUGGCCCUGGACGACAGACUGGCCAUUCAGCAGCUUUAUGGCACCAAGGAUGGUGAGCCACCAGGAGGUGUCGAUCCCAAUCUCCCUCGUUUGCCCAGUCCUCCUCCGACCAGACCGACAAGACCGUCUGACCCUUCUGUCCACGACCGCUGUCACGGGGGAUUUGACGCAGUCGCAAACAUCAGAGGGGAGGUCUUCUUCUUUAAAGGUGCUAAUUUCUGGAGGACCAAGCGAGACGGCUCGCUGGUGUCGCAUAAUCCAGCUCAGAUCAAAAACUUCUGGAUGGGCCUUCCUCUCGGAACAAAUAAGAUCGACGCCGUGUACGAGCGCAAGAGCGACAACAGCAUCGUCUUCUUUAUUGGAUCUCAGUACUGGCUCUUCAAGGACACAAUGGCCAUGAGCGGGUAUCCUCGCCCGCUCUCCGAAUGGGGGAUGAAGAGGAAGAGCGGGGCACUGGUAGACAGGGUGGACGCCGCCUUCAUCUGGGCUCACAAUGGCAAGACUUAUCUGUUCAGCCAAGGCGAGUUUUGGAGGUUCGACGAGAGCCGGAAAGGCCAGCGGGUGACCAGCCAGCCGGAGUCGGGCUAUCCGCGUGACAAUUCCCUCUGGACUGGAGUUCCGUCCCACAUGGAUGACAUCAUCACCUGGGGCGAAGGCGAUGCCUAUUUCUUCAAGGACAACCACUACUGGGUGCUCAAGAGCGGAGGCUUGGACCAAGACGUUGUGGAACCGAAAUCCAUCGGCGUGGACUGGCUCCGUUGUCCCGUUCCCCCUCCGUCCUCCGCUCCGGCCGAUCCCGACGGCCCACACAGAUGCCGCUGCGACCUCACGGCCUCGUCUUCAUCUCUAACAAGCAACUGCCUCCUGGUGUCUGUUUUACUGGCCGUUAAGGAGCUUGUUAUUAAAAUAGGAAGUUGAGUUCUGGAGCUGUUUACUGUGUGUGACUGCAGGGCGAGGAGAAAGGUUGAAUAUUUUCCUUCAUCACCACAAUGUCAACAUUUUUUCAAAACUAUUUAAUUUGUCUAAAUGAUCUUUAGUAGACAUAUAAUGAUGCCUUGAGAUACAAGUGACCCGACCUACGAGUUAUUCGUGAUGUGAGCCGUUUUUGCUUUGACUUGCGAACGGAAACUUGAGAUAGGAGCUCUGUAUGGUGACAGUGAACUCAACUCACUUCACAUUAGGGAGCACUUUGGCAAACUGUGAACAAUUCUUCAAAAGAAGCUUCGAGCUGUUUAAUGCCACUCCCAGUUGAAGUUUACUGUCAAAGUAAACAUGAAACUAGAAGAAUUACAUGUUGUGUAUUUAAAACAAACACAUAUGAUUGGCUGGCGACCAGUUCAGCGUGUACGCCGCCUCUUGCUCGAAGAUAGCUGGGAUAGGCUCUAGCACGCCCGCGACCCAAGUGAGGAUAAGCGGUACAGAAAAUGGAUGGAUGGAUAUAGCUUAGCCUUUAGUUCUUUGGCCUUUAGCUAGCUUAAUGCUAACACAUAAUGAGAAACUCAAGUAACUGAUAUUUGAAAACAAAUAGUGCAACAACACAUUUUGACUUUCACUAUAGCAUCUCUAUCUAUAAUCUCUAACAUCGCUAUAAUAGUACUCAGUCAUACGUUUUUUAUCCUCUGUGAGGAGCUGAGAUGUCUAUAAUUUACAGACAUCCAUCCAUGUACAGCAGGGGUGUAAAGCUCAUUUUUGUCUCAGGACACAUUGUAGUUAUGAUUUCCCUGAGAGGGACGUUAGAACAGUGACAUGCUUUAUCACCAAAUCAUAUUAUUACCAUUACACAACAAAUUGAGGGAUAACUAGUUUUGAAAUCAGAAGACAAGGAUAAUCAUUUGUUCAAGUAUUGUUUAAGUUACUGUAGAAGAAGAGUUUGGUCACAGAAAAAUGCAAUAUCUCAACAUAUUGUUUAUUAUUAUGACAAUUUGGAAUUCGGGUACAGAUUUGAGCAAAAAUCACGGAAAUUAACGAAGCGUGAUUUGCUUUCGCGGGCCACAUAAAAUGAUGUGGCGGGUCGCAUCUGGCCCCCGGGCCUUGAGUUUGACACCUAUGAUGUACAAUAUCCGUCUGUCUGUCUUAUACUGCCCCCAGGUGGCCAAGGCGGGCAACAGCACAAUGACCGUUCAAUGAUGUAAAGUGUGACAAAAAACGUGUACAAUAUUUUUGGGGGGAUGGUGGGCUGGAACGGAUUAAUGGCAUUUCCAUUCAUUUCAGUAGGGAAAAAUGAUUUGAGAUUCGAGUUAUUCACGAUUUAUGAACAUGGUUACGGAACAAAUUAAACUCGUAUCCCAAGGCGCCAUUGUACUGUAUACUAAUUCAGCAAAUAAAAACAUACUUUAACUUGCCAGGGAAUCGAUCAUUUUUUUCUCACCUGUAUAUAACACGGUAAUUUUGAAUAAUAUAAUAUAUUGCCCCUACUUAAAUAAAAAAAUAUAUAUAUUUUUAAACAGCAUUAGUAAGUGUUUUGUAUAGACGUUAUUGUUGAAUAGUGCAAUGACAGCGUCAAUCAAAACUCAGGAAUAUUAUCUUUGCGAUGGCAGGAGUUGUUCAGCUAUUGUUCAUGGAUGUCAUUUAGUUAUGCAAACCAGAUUUUCAAUGUUAUCGUUAAAGGGGUAUGGAACAGGUUUUAACUUGCGUCUUAUUGAGUCGCAUCUUGAAUCAUAUCUACUAAAAGAAUUCAUCGUGCAUGAUAACUAUGCACUGGAGGACAGGACUCAUUAAUGGGCUGGUUCCGCCCAUUUUGAAAUGACUUAAUAGCACGGGAGAGUUCACCCGAGAGCAAGGCUUUGUUUCAGGAAUAAAUACACAGGUAAUUCCCAAGUUCAAACAUCUUGUUCUUUCUGUGUAAUGAACAAAAAGAAAAUAUACCAAUCAAAUGUUUUGUUCAGUAUGGGGUUAGAACAUUCAAAAGAAAAUGGUGAGCGCAUCAUUAUUUAUUGACAGGGUCAGUGGCAAUUUGAUCAGCCUUGCGGAAAAUAAAAAGCUGUACACUACAUUGCACUUUUACUUCAUUAACAAGUGUGUUAUCUUUUUUUUAACCUUCAUAAUGUCCUGUAUACCAGUGAACACACAAACACAAACACACACACACACACACACACACGCACACACACACACACACACAUACACAGAGAUUCACAUAAUAGUUCAGCUACAUGUGCAUUACUAUAGUGCAUUACAGGGCAAACUUGAUCCAAAUCAAC